Molecule: messenger RNA, 2079 nt
Organism: Adineta steineri
Lineage: Eukaryota; Metazoa; Rotifera; Eurotatoria; Adinetida; Adinetidae
Source: the annotation of a GenBank genome assembly
AUGCGUUCACCAUCUAUUAAUGAUAAACCACAACAAACAAAUAUCAAUAAAUUAAGGAUAAAUAAUUCAGUAAUGGAUUAUUCAUUAAAAGAAUUACAGCAAAUAGUCACUCAUCAACAAGAACAAAUUGAACAUAAUCAACAAUUAUUAAUCUCACGUGAACAACGUCUUAAAUAUCUUAAACAAGAAGAAACAUUACGUGCAAAACGUUUUAAACAAAAUAUUCAACAACAAGAAAUGAAACAUUUACGUUUAAGAACACUUGAAAAUCAAAUAAAUCAAUAUAAAAUAUCAAAUUCAACAUUUGAAAAUGAAUUAGAUAUAUUAAAACAAAUAUUUUUAAAUAAAGAAGAUGAAUUAACCAAAUCAUUACAUAAAAUAAAUGAUUUAACAAAACAAUGUGAACAAAUAAGAAAAUUAAAAUUAACAGCAAAUAAAGAACAAUCACAAAAUAGAAAUGAAUUAGAUAAAUUAAAACAAGAAUUAUUAAUAAGAAAUAAAUUAAAUGAACAACAAAAUCGUCAAAUAACUUAUCAACGUGAAAUCUAUGCAUCAAAACAAGCCGAAUUAAAUCAAUUAAAUUAUCGAAUAAAUGAUAUUCAACAAAGUUUAAUGAAAAAAAAAAUAUGUCAAACAAUAACAACAACACCUGUUCAAACAAUUUCAUCAUCGAAUCAUUUUAAAAUCGCUUUAGAUAAUGUACAAAAUACAUUGAAUAAUAUUAAUAUAGCUGAAAUUGAAAAACGUAUGGUACAAUUAGCAAAUUCAUUUAAUUCAAUUAAUACAAAUGAAACAUCGAUAAUACCUGAAAUUAACAAUACAAACAAUUCUUCUUCAUCAUCAUCAUCGAUGGUUACAUCUAAACAAGUACUUGCGUCUAAAAAUGAAAUAGCAGCAACAUCUGUGAUGUGUUCAUCAAAUACAUCAGUAUCAUUUUCACCACUUUCAAAUGAAUCAAUAAAAAUUGAAGAACAAUUAUUACCACCUAAUCUACGUUUAAAUGAUGAUAUACUUUCAGUUCAUUUUAAUAAUAAAGCAUCAAAUGUUAAAAAACGUCAUUCAUUAUGUGAUCCAUGUGAUUCAUUAAUAAAAUACUUAUCACCAAAUACUGAACAACAACAACCAAUUCAAGUUCGAGAUGAUUCAUUCAUAAAUUCAUCUUUAUCAAAAACAGAAUCAACUAUUGUUGCAUAUGAAAGUCUUGUAGAUUUUCAAAGUAAAAUUACUUGUAAGAAAUCAGAUGAAGGAGAAGAAGAUGAAGAAGACAAAGAAGAACAAUCAAUAAUGGAAUCAUUUAUAUCUGAUACAGAAUCUGAAGGUUCAGUUUCUGACGAUAUUGAAUCAAAUUUAUCAUUUCCAGUAACUAUAUUACCAUCUGAUACGAAUCUUAAAUCUUUAUUAAAAACUUCAACAACACCUAAAAAUACUUCUCGACGUGUUAUAUUUGAUCCAUUAACAAUUCUUCUUGAUGCCGCUGUUAUUGGAGAUCUUGAACUUGUUACAAAAUCUGCAAAAGAAGUGAAAAAUAUAAGUCAACCAAAUGAUGAAGGUUUAACAGCUUUACAUAAUGCAGUAUGUGCAGCAAAUAUUGAAUGUAUUAAAUUUUUAGUUAAAUUUGGUUGUGAUAUUAAUUAUGCUGAUAAUGAUGGUUGGACAUCUUUACAUUGUGCUGCAUCAUGUAAUCAAACAUUUAUAGUAGAAUUUUUAAUUAAACAUGGAGCUUGUAUAUAUGCAACAACGAUUCGAGAUAAUGAAACAGCUGCUGAUAAAUGUGAAGAAGAUGAAGAAAAUUAUACAGAUUGUUCACAAUAUCUUUUAAAUGUACAAAAUGAUUUAGGUGUAAUUAAUGAUGGAUUAGUUUAUGCUUUAUAUGAUUAUGAACCAGAUUCAUUAGUAAAUGAUGAACUUGAAUUUAAAAAUGGUGAUCAAUUGAAAAUAUUAAGACGUGGAGAUGAUAAUGAAUGUGAAUGGUGGUGGGCAAAACAUGAAAAUACAGAAAAAGAAGGUUAUAUACCACGAAAUUAUCUUGGACUUUAUCCAAGAGUACAAUCUGGUACAAUGUCAUCGACAGAUACUUAA